Messenger RNA from Lymnaea stagnalis (great pond snail), 8620 nucleotides. The record is from the annotation of a GenBank genome assembly. Lineage: Eukaryota; Metazoa; Mollusca; Gastropoda; Lymnaeidae.
GGAAAUUUAAAAAAAGUGAGUGGCAGUACAACUUGUACAUGAUUUCACAUUGUUUAUAAAAUGGAGAAACACAUUGGGUGCUUGGUUAUGCCUGGUGAUGUUUUAGAUUGUAUUAAGCCAGUCGAAGAAAAUAAAAAGGUCAUUUUAGGUCCUGGUUUGAUAGAAGAUGGCAAUUUUAUUAAAAUAUCUAAGCCAGGAAUAUUGAAGUUUCGACAGCCAGGCGUUUACUGGAUUGAUUGUCACCAAAAAAGAGUAAGUAAAAUUAGUAAGUUAAAGUAGUUUUUUAGUAUUAAGUUGUGUUAGGGCUAGUGUGGCCGGGCCAUCCAUAGGCAUAAAUGACGUCACGCUAAAUUUGCCGCUUUUUACGCCCUACCCCAAAAUAAUUUUCAGUUAGGGUAAAUUUAAAGAAGAGAUGCCAUGUUUUUUUUCCAAUUGACGCCAAUUAAUUAAGCCAAUUUGGUUGACAAGACCAGUUAAUUCCGUCACUAAUUCUAAGCAAAAAUGUAUCCGUAACCUGAAACUGAAUCCUAAAUGUAUCCCUAACCUGAACCCUAAAUGUAAGCUAUCCCUAAACCUAACCUGAACCCUAAUUCAUCAAACACGCAAAAGAUGCAGUGGGCACCGUGGCAUUCGUUCUUAAUUUUAGCCAAAGUUAGACCCCCCAAAUAUAAUGUAACAAAUCUCUGUGCACCCCCCCCCCCAUAUAAAAAUUCUUGGGCACUUGGAUGAAGCAAGGUUUUAUUUUUGCCAAAAUUAGGCCCCCCCAAAAUAAAUGUACAAAUCUCUGUGCCCCCCCCCCCCCCAUAUAAAAAUUCUUGGGCACUUGGAUGAAGCAAGGGAGACUACUCAAAAAAGUGUAUGGGAAAUAGGCGUCGGCGCGCGCGAAAAUCCGAGUUUUUAAUUUUUUUAUAGUGGAACUAUUUCAUUCAUAAAAUAAUUAUUAGAUCCCAGAAUUGUGUUCCUCUUCCAGCCUUUCGCUUUAGGGGACAUCUUGGCUUACAUUUUAAUCAAUUUCUUUUUCAUUUACAAUCAGUCAGCUUUGAGAAAAUCCUUGGUCAAUAUAAGGCAACUUCAACCAUUAAAAUCAAGUUGAAGUAAAAGACAUGGCACUACCAAAUUUGUUAUGCAUCUGGGGCUUAUAUUGAUCUACAUGUAUGCCAAUUUUCACAGCCAUAUGUGUUUUACGAGAGACGUCAUAUUCUACGGGUUUGCAGCAGGUCAUGCAAUUUGCUCAGCCUAAUUUCGACAUUGCGUGGGCCACGCCCACUUUUUAAUGGUGGAAGUUGCCGAUACUUAUGAAAUAUUAAAUUAUUACCACUAUUUACAUCAAAAUAUUUGAUAACUUGUGUUUCAGAAUGCAUUUUGAAGACAUUUAAACUGGAAUGUUUUAAUUUGAGCUUUAAAAACCUGGUAGAGUCCAUAUUAUAAAUGAUCAGAAUUUACGGUGUGCAAAACGUCGUCAUUGGCAACCAUUCACAGCCACUUGCAAAAUGGAUGUAUCUCGUAGUAGUACCUCAGAGUUUCAUUCAUAAGAGUUUACCGUGUGCAAAAACUAUUAAACCAUUAGUCAGGGAAAGCUUUAAUUAAUUAUUCAUGUGCCAAAGUUGAAAGUUUAAACUAAGUCGACCCUAAACAGUAUUUUAGUGAUAAGGGGAUGCGUUGCCUUAAAUAAAGUAUAUAGUCAUUGCGCAUGACGCGAUCAGCGCAUGACGCGAUCAGCGGAAUGAGUUCACAAGAUGUGGAGGUUUCGUCCAUAGUAAAAAAUACCAAAGGAACUCACACUUUAAAAAUUCGUAGCUCAAAAAGUACUUAAGCUAAAAAGUUGAUUCUGGUUUCAUUUUUUUAUUUGAAAUUUGCUCUAACUAGAUUUAACUGUAUUAUUUAAAAAAUUAUUUCAAAUUUAUUAUUUUUAAAAUUAAAGUACCUACUAAUGUCCUUUACUUUUAAUUUUUACUAACCCUUAAAUUGUAAAAAUCCACCUCCCAUGGCGGAUGGCUAUCAAAUGACUGCACCUGUGUCAGAAACAUUUCACUGAUGGUUCUUAACCAGGGGUAAAAGUAUCUCCCCAGCCCUGAGGUGCGGAAGACCAGAAAAUUGUAUUUGCUGCCAUUGCUAGUUAAGUGGCUGGGUUUUAAUUUUAAAAAUCAGUUUUAUGCAUUUUAUUAUCAGCAGUAGAUAUUUUUCUGGUGAAUUUUGUUUACGCAUUACUUUUAUUGGUAAUUUUUUUCAUAGUUUAUAAAUAGUUCAUGAAAGAAAUAACGUGAUAACUAAAUUAUUAAAUUAUUUUUAAAUUUUAUUACAAUAUAAUUUACACGAUUGUGGUGGGGAGGGAUGUUUGAAACAGAGUGGGCCUGCAGCGCUGAAAAAAGCUAAGAAUCCCUGCCCUAGAGCAUUUACUAAGCAUCCCACUCACCCCCGUCAACCCUUUUUUCGUUCCCUACUACUUCUUUUUUCGUUCCCUCCUACUUUACGUGGUAGUCCUAAUUCUAUAACUCCCGUCUCCAUAUUUAGCCGUAAAUUGUCACAACUGUCAAAGUCACUACACCCAUUUUCUGCUCCUUAGCGUCCUGCAACUUGAUAAGUGGCCAUUUCUGAGACGACUUCUGCCUGUAAUGAUUCUCUCAUUGAUCGUAGUUUUAAAAUAAAAUAAUUAUAAUUGUGGUAUAAAAUAAUAAUGUUAAAAUGUCUGUAAUUUAAUGUUAUUAAGGACAAUGCUUUACUUAAAUAUUCCGCUUUUCAUGUGAGGCAACAUUGCUCAAGACCCCCCCUUCCCCCCAUCAAGCGUCGUCACAAAAAAUUGCCCCCCCCACCCCCCUAGAAGCAUGACGUCAUUUAUGGAUGGCCCCUUACGUUAAUUCAAUUUUUUAUUGUAGGCUUUAUAUAUUACUAUGUUACGUACCGUUGUUUUUAUAUGAUUUUUUUAAUUUAAUCUGUUUUAAGAUUUGGCUCAUAGAAUAAACAAUACAUAACAAAUUAAAACCAGUAUACAAAGAAAAACAAUACCAAAGUUUUAACUAUUGAUUCUAACAAUCAUGUAGAUAUUUCAGUAUAAAUAUAAACAAUUCAAAAUAUUUUUUUUUUAAUAUUUAAGUUAUUUAGAGCAAAUUUAAAUAAAAAAAUGAAACCAGAAUCAACUUUUUAGCUUUAGUACUUUUCGAGCAACGAAUUUUUAAAGUACGAGUUCAUUUGAUAUUUUUACUAUGGAUGAAACCUCCACAUCUUGUGACUUCAUUAUGCUGAUCCCAUCGUGCACAUUGACUAUAUAGUUUAUAUAAGGCAAUGCAUCGCUUUAUUACUAAAAUACUACUUAUUUUGAACUUUCAACUUUGGCACUUGACCAAUUAAUUAAAGCUUUCCCUGACCAAGGGUUUAAUAGUUUUUGCACACAGCAAAGUUUUAUGAAUGAAACUCGGAGGUAGCACUAUGACUAUGGUAUAGACAUUAUGCAAGGGUUUCCGGAAAUUUGUUUGAAAGAAAUUUCAUAGAUGGAAAAUUAAUAGACGGGAGUUUGGUUGAAUUUUUUUUUCAGGUCACACUAUCAAAUUUGACGCAAAAUUUGAGUGUGUGAACAAAAAAAAAAUGAUAGAAAGAUGCCUUAUAUAUACCUAUGAAUUUACAAAACUAAGGUUGAUCAAAAAAGGCAAAACAGUACGUUGGAAUGUCGAUCAAGAACAUGUGGAAGGAUACCACAAUUUUAUGACAAAAUAGUCCUUUUAUUAAUGCAAAAGCACCAACCUCCAAAAAAUUAUAAAGAUGGAUUCUUCUGUGUCGACGCCCAUAUCCAAUACAGAUAUUUAGUAGUCUCCCUUGCUUUAAAAACUCUGACUCUCAUUGAACUUAUUGAGUGUUAUCAAGAGCCCAUUCCGUUUCCGGUGAAGAUAUAACAAAUUGCUUUAUUUAUUUUUUCCCUCAGUUAUGGGGGGGGGGGGGGGGUUUUAAUUUAAAAAAAGAUAAAUUGACUAUUUCAAAGUUAAUCCCCACCCAGGACAAUGUACUUUUGAUGGUUCGCACCGUAAUGAGUGAGUUCCCUUUUUUUGUUUAUUCUUGGAUUGUUACAAGAGUUUAACUAUUCUUUUUUUUUUUAUGAAUAAUAAUGUUGUAGGUACUUGGGUAAAAUGUUCAAUAUGAAGUUUUAGAUUUAAGAGCUAGUUUGUUAGAUAGGGCCUGAAAAAUGAAAUUCAUCAAAAUCAAAUUUAUGGUUGCACGUCAAGUCUAAAGAAAUUUAUGAUUUUUUUCUUGAAUUAUUUUAUUAUUUUGGGAUAACUCUGUUAAUUGAGACAAUAGGAUGUUACCCACUGGCUUCUAUUGUGAGAAAUUAAUCUCCUAUUUUAAUUUUAUGGCUCAUUCAAACAGUGCCUAACAAAGGACGAUACCAUAGAGAAAUACAAUAACAAAAAUACGACACCGAAAACAGUACCAAUUACAAUUAAUAAAAUUUAAUUUAGUAAUAAUACAAUUAUAAAACCAAAGAAAUAUAAUUACAAAUCAUCAACUUACAGAGUGUUGUAGCUCUUGUACCGGUACACAGUUAGUACAAUGUGCCAAUUAAUAACGUACAAUGACGAAAUGCGAAUAAACACAUAUAUAAGAACAUAAAGAAUAAUACACGUCUCGUAAAGUUAAAAAUAUCGAUCUGAAUCAGUCUCAAUCUCCGUCCCUGUCAAUCCUUUAUAUAUACAGUAUAAGCACUGCAUUCCAGGAGCUACUCAGCAUUUGUUUACCUUUCUAGAACAAAUCGCGAUCAUUCCACAACAAACUAGGAGACUAGGACUAACCAUGUUUAAUUGGUAGCUGAUAGAAACAAGAUACAUCAAAGAGAUUUAACCACGCCCACAACAAACGUUACCGUCUGCUAGAAGUCUAAUGCGGGGUCAAAGAAAGUUCACGCACGGGGAAAAAGUGUACUACAUAACAAGGAAAAUAUAAAAGUGACUAAAAUAAAUAAAAAAAUCUGGAGACAUUUGAGAUAGAUGUUACAAAGAGCAGUUAAUUGAAGUUAUUUAAAGAAUCAAUGUAGAUAAUCAUUACAAACCAUAUUAUUUGUGAUUGUCAUAACAUUAUCAAAACAGGUGCCCUAUAAUUAAUUCUGCUGUACUCAAGAUGAGCUUAUUAAUAUUCAAAAUGGUGAUCACAUUUUCCAAUGUCGUAUUUUUAUAUGAACACAACAUGAACAAUAUUCUCCUAAAUAUAGAGUCAUGUUUAUGAAAUUGUUCGUAUUUAAAAGGGGAACAAUAACAGGUGGCAUAUGGAAGGGUGAACUCGUGUGUCCCUUAAAAAUGUAAAUGUAGUUUAUUUUAUAUCUCCGAUAGCAAAAUCUAAGUCUAAUGAAAAAUGUACAAUAUUCAGCUUAUAAUAGGAGUCUUUCUUCUAUAGGAUUUUUUUUUCAAUUCUUAAUUCUUUUUGCUUAGUUUUCUUAGAAGACCUACAAGACUUGUGCUGCUUCAACAACUAUAGGCUACAAAUUGCAAAUAUGAAGUCAAUUGAUAUGCUUUUAAAUUUAAAUUAAAUAAAACAAAGUGGGUUUGUUUUUUUGUUUUUUGUGUGUGAAGUAUUUCAAAAUACCAAUUCAUCUAAAUACUGAAGAAAUCUUAAUUCUAAAUCUAUUAUGAAGAUAAAACAAAUUUUUCUUCAUAUUUCCAUGCUAUACAUUUGUCAGGUUGCUUAGACCAAACUCCUAAGUAAGUCUGUUAUGUAGGAGUGGAAGUUUCACUAUUUGAAUAAAGAAAUACAAUUAAAUAUCUCUUUAUAUGACUCCUGAGUCAAUAAUAUUACCUCAAAUAACUUAAAAUAGUGCUUUUAGAACAUUAUAUAGUAAUUCAUAUUUCGGGUCAUGGGAAAUGGCAGGAUCUAGAGAUCCAUCUUCACGUUUUUCCUUAUUAUCAGCUAUACAAAUAAAAUGAUUUUGCACUGCAUUGAGGUUGGUCAUGAAUGCUUAAUGUAAGUUUGUAUUGGUGCACAAAUGUGAAUGUCUUUCCUGUGGGUGGUGCUUAAGAAAGCUUUUCUCAUUACAUGAGAACAUUGUGUCCUGGGUGGUGCUUAAGAAAGCUUUUCUCAUUACAUGAGAACAUUGUGUCCUGUGGGUGGUGCUUAAGAAAGCUUUUCUCAUUACAUGAGAACAUUGUGUCCUGUGGGUGGUGCUUAAGAAAGCUUUUCUCAUUACAUGAGAACAUUGUGUCCUGGGUGGUGCUUAAGAAAGCUUUUCUCAUUACAUGAGAACAUUGUGUCCUGGGUGGUGCUUAAGAAAGCUUUUCUCAUUACAUGAGAACAUUUACAUGUGUCCAGUGUUAAUUUACUUGACAUCUAAAAAUUGAGGAACAUAUCAUUAUUGAAUAAUCCUUCCUAGACCAAGGUGGGCAACCUUUUCCAAAACAGACACAGUUUUGGGGGAAGAAAAGUAAAACUUGUCCAACUACAUAUCAAUCAUCAAACAAUACUGUCACAUCAAAUGUUUGUAAAUACAGCUCAACUAGUAUACCAUAUAUUGCUGUCUGUGUACAAUGUAUUUGUAUUGUUGCAAUUAAUUUCAGUAUCUUGUGUAGUAUCAAUGUUGUGAUUUGAUAUGAAAAGUAUUAUACUGUACUGAAUCAUUGUAACAUUUUCCAGUACGUUCCAGCAAAGAAUGACUCAGUUAUUGGUAUUAUAACCCAGAAACCUGGUGAUAUUUUUCGUGUUGAUAUUGGAGGCAGUGAACUCGCCAGUUUGUCUUAUUUAUCAUUUGAAGGAGCAACCAAAAGAAAUCGCCCUGAUGUUAAAGUACGUUAAUAUUUCCAUUUUAUUAAUAUUAAUGUAUUUCACCACCUCCCUACCUUUUUGUUUAAGCUUAAUUUAUCUAGGAACAUAAAUAAUCAUUGCUCUAAAAUUCAUUUUUAUAUUAUCUGAUUUUAUGAAUACAUGAUAUACUAAGCACACUUUUGUUAAGUAUUAAUUAUUUACAUUUUGCAAAAAACAUGCUGUGCAAAUCGCAAGUGUAUUUUUAUUAAUUGAUGCCUUUCUAGUGUACUUGCAGCAGAAUUUUAAAGUUUCCUUGAACGUUAAAUUAAUAAGUCUUUUAUUAUUACCUUAAAAUUAUUUCUAGUAGUGUUCCAAAUAGAAAAAAGUGCAUUUCAAAGCAUUAACCAGUUUUAUUUACUAUCAGUUUUGGGGACAAUUGUUCUUUUGAGUUGGAUUGUGUUUACAUGUUCACUGUAUUAUAUUUAACAAUAAAAUGUUAUAAUUAUUUCUUAUUACAGAUAGGAGAUAUUGUUUAUGCUAAGCUACUAGUGGCUAAUAAAGACAUGGAGCCAGAAUUGGUCUGCAUUGACAGCCAUGGACGUAGCAGCGGCAUGGGUGUCAUUCGAAAGGGCGGAUUUUUAUUUCACUGUCAUAUAAAUUUAGCCCGAAAGUAAGUUAUUCUUUGUUAGUUUCUAAUUUCCUUAACAUGCUCAUAAAAUAUAAUGAACAUGACAUGAGACUGAAAGAUGUCUGCUUAAUUUCCUUUGUUGGAUUUUAAAAUAAAUUGGUAAAAAAAUCUAUCUCCCAAAAGAAAGUGACUUUAUCAUUCACAAUUUUUAUUAUUUACAAAAUAUAACAGGUUUUAAACACUCAUAAAAAAAAUAAAAUGAUUGUUAUUUUGUUAGAAAAGUUGUCAGAAACAACUUUGUUGUUAUUUCCUACUAUUUUCAGAUUAUUAAAUCCAGAAUGUGUAGUAUUAAAGCAGCUUGGCAGGCGUUUCAAGUUUGAGAUUGCAGUCGGAAUAAAUGGUCGUGUGUGGGUUAAAGCUAACAAUGAGAUUCAGACUAUUGCAAUGGCUAAUGCAGUGAUGGCAUCAGAGCUCAUGAAUAAUGUGCAGAUAGAAACAAUGUGCAAAAAGCUUUCAAAAGUUUCUUCAGGAAUUGAUGAAGACUGAGGACCGCAUGUGUUCAUAUUUUGAUUUUCAUAUUAAACGUACGCAUCUCUACAAUUUGGUUUAUGGAUAUUCCAAUUUAUUUAUUGUAAGUGCCUGUGGUAGAUGUAAUUUUUAACCAUAAUUAGUUUAAAAAUUGAUCACACCCUGGGAAUUGAUAAGUUCUUUAGAAAUUAUUGAAUAAUUAAAAGUUGUUGCUCAUCGUUCUUUAAAAUGGGACAUUUUAUAAAGAAUUAAACGCAAAAUUUUAACAUUGUAUAAUUCUUUAUUUAGUUAAUAGUGUUAAGUACAAGUGCUCCUCAUACUUAAACAGUUUCAGAUAAAUAGGUAUUGAAAUUUUGCUGUGGACAGCUGAAUGGCAAUUUUUUUUUGUUUAGAAUUUCGCUUAACAAAGAUUUUUCUCUUCAAAAGCAAAAAUUGGAUUAAUUAAACAUUAUCCAAAGAAAACCUAAUAUGUUUGGACAAAAUGUUAAAUGUAUUUAAAUUAACAACAAAAUAGUAUGACUUAAUUCAGAUAUGAUUUUAUUCUUCUGGAAAUGUAAUACAAAAAAAUCUCUAAAACUGAAUGUAUAUACAGAAGAUCUAUCAUCUUUUGAUGAUCAAUGGACAAUUCAAAGACAAUGAAAGACAACCAAUCCAAUUCCUAUACAAGAAGGAAAUUAAUUGAUUCCAAGUUAAAAAAAGCAUGGACACAAGCGCUAUAAAAGUACUCAAUCAUCAUCAAGAGUUAGCACAGUC